This is a messenger RNA of Aspergillus steynii IBT 23096, 1165 nucleotides long. Its product is annotated as lipase family protein. Bases 194 to 1081 code for a protein of 295 amino acids. The record is from RefSeq and is a predicted model, not a curated record. The transcript is spliced from 4 exons. Lineage: Eukaryota; Fungi; Ascomycota; Eurotiomycetes; Eurotiales; Aspergillaceae. Gene Ontology annotation, biological process: lipid catabolic process.
UGGUCUGUAGAGCACGCAUUCAGUUGGUCGGUCAGCUUGUCAGCCUGUCUGAGGUCCUCGAUUAGGGGGUUUGGUUGUCUUGUCUUGUCUUGUCUUAUAUUAUAUUAUACCCUCGUGUGCUGGUUCUUUUGUUUCCGGCUUGACGUCGUUCAUUGCUAUUGUUAUUUUUGGGUUUGGAUCAGUAUAAGACAAGAUGAUCUUUUCGCUGGGUCGGGUCCUGGCGAUCUCGGCCUUGGUAGGACUGGGUGCUGCUGCUCCGGCGCAGUUGACUUCGAGAGAUGUCUCCGCCGACGUCCUGAAACAGUUAAAUCUGUUCGCAGAGUACUCGGCCGCUGCGUACUGCACAACCAACAUCGACUCCCCAGGCGACAAGCUAACCUGCGAGGCGGGCAACUGCCCAUCCGUCGAGAAAGCCGAGACGGAGACCCUGAGCGAGUUUUUCGCCAACGAUGAAUACGGUGAUGUCGCCGGCUUCUUCGCCGUCGACUCGACCAACAAGCUCCUGAUCCUGUCCUUCCGGGGCUCUCGCACCAUCGACAACUGGAUCGCAAACCUGGACUUCGGCCUCGACAAGGUCGAAGAUCUCUGCGCGGGCUGCCAGGCCCACGGCGGCUUCUACAAGGCCUGGCAAGCCGUUGCCGACGACAUCACCGCUAGCGUCAAGUCCGCCGUCGACAAGUACUCGGGCUAUAAGCUCGUAUUCACGGGACAUAGCUUUGGGGCUGCGUUGGCGUCGUUCGCGGCCACCGCGUUGCGCAAUGAUGGGUUUGAGAUUGAUUUGUACUCGUACGGCUCGCCCCGUCUCGGCAACAAGGCCCUGGCUACGUAUAUCACCGGCCAAGGCACGAACUACCGCAUCACGCACACGAACGAUAUCGUGCCGCGUCUCCCGCCGUCUAUCCUGGGCUUCACGCACUUUAGCCCCGAGUACUGGAUCACCAGCGCCAAUCAAAAGACGGUGACCGGGGCGGACAUUACGCUGGUUGAGGGCGUGGGGUCGCGCGAUGGCAAUGCGGGAGAGGCUAAGCAGAGCGUUCUGGCGCAUUCGUGGUAUUUUGUGUCGAUUUUUGCGUGUGCUUAGAUGGAUACUGGGGUGCUGCUCCUGUCGCCUGAAAGGGUUGGGAGGGCUGUAUAUAAAUUGUUAAUAGUGGAAUUGUAAAAAUUU